Messenger RNA from Gadus macrocephalus (Pacific cod), 5353 nucleotides. RefSeq names its product transcription factor 19 (SC1), like (gene tcf19l). Gene Ontology annotation, cellular component: nucleus. Gene Ontology annotation, biological process: regulation of gene expression. The record is from RefSeq and is a predicted model, not a curated record. Lineage: Eukaryota; Metazoa; Chordata; Actinopteri; Gadiformes; Gadidae. Gene Ontology annotation, molecular function: protein binding.
CUGGCACGCGGCCAACGGGAAGUUGCGUAGGGUUUUCGCCCAAGGAAACCUCGAACCGGCGCGCCAAAUUUCAAAGGACUUCCUGGGAGGACGGAACGAGAAGAGCCCGUGAGGAGAUAGUGGCCUACAAGGGCGAUCAAUCUGCGGGAAAACAUCACGCAUUUCCACGCGUGCACCCGAUGCACGCCUCGCACGAGCCGUCCGCGAUGUCAGGUCCGCUUUUCGGAGCGCGAUUGCGAGAUCUGACCGACGCGAAAUCCGCCUCUUCUAUCCAUCUGACGGUCCUCAGGGGGACAGACGUCAACACUACGAUCCGUGAUGCCAAGCGGGGUUCAAACCACAAUAGGCCGUUUAUACUCCUUUCUACUAAACAGUUUUAAACCUAGUUAAUCUAGUUUUUUAAUCUAGUCUUAAGUAUAAAUCGUUCAGCUUCUGGUGAGUCCACUCUUAUUCACACUCCACCUUUCAAGGUGGAUUUAGUGAGUUUUAAAUCUGGGGUUUCGGACCAGCAACCCCAGAGCUAAUAGUCAAUUCCUCCGGAGACUUAAUCCGCAGCCACUUGUGUUUAACUUGAGCGAAAGUGAACACAACAGAUUCGGUCUUAGAAAGGACGUUUUGGCAACAGGGGAACCACGACACUGCUGUGCGCUGUUGCACAGUAAAGUACAUCACAGUACAGUAAAACACACAGAAGGACCCCAACGUGUUUUGAAGGGUGAUGCUAGCUGAGCCGCGGCGUCAGCAGAAACGCCUGUCCCGUUAGCUUCCGCCUAGCUAAUGUUGGCUUGGUUAAUGCUAGCGGAAAUUAGCUUAUUUUACCUUAGCUUAGCUUAGCCGUAGCCUUAUCAACGAUGGAUCGCGCGUCCCUAUAAGGACCCCCCAGGGAGGCGCGGGAACCUGCGAUCCGAUUGGCCGACCAGGGUCGCGUCGACGGCGGUGGUGGCCCGACGGACGUCUCCGAUUGACCGGCCCGGCUGUCAGUCAUGCUGUCCGGGGUGCAGCCGUGCUUCCAGCUGCUGCGGAUUGGCUCGUCGGCGGGGGGCGUGGCCAGGGACCUGUAUACCUUCCGCCCGGCGCUGCCCUCCUGCGUGUUCCGGUUAGGCCGCGCCCCCGAGCUCUGUGACGUCACGCUGGAGGCGGCCAGCGUGUCGCGCAUCCACGCCGAGCUGCACACGGAACGGGAGGCGGGGCCUGGUGCCGAGGGGGCGGAGCCAAAGGAGCAGGAGGAGGAGGACGAUGACGGGGGGUGGACGGUCCACAUCAAGGACCGCAGCAGCCAUGGCACCUGGGUCAACGAGGUCCGCCUCCAGCCCGGUGACCAAUGGGAGCUCUCGGACGGUGACACCCUGAGCUUCGGCGGCCAAUCGGAUUCGCCCAGCUCAGAGUUCUACUUCCUCUUCCAGAAGGUCAAGGUUCGCCCUCUGGACUUCGAUGCCAUCACGAUCCCCAAGGCGGGCAGCUUCUCGUCGGACCUGCAGAACCGGAUCCGGACCAGCCAGGACCAGCGCGCGGCGGAGGGCAUGUCCAAGCUGUGCCUGAGCCGCGCCACGGUCAUCCUCAGCUCCAUCGGCAGCCUCAGCAAGAUGAAGGGCAGCGCCUGGCGCUUCCGCCGCGGCCACGCCUCCUGCUCCUCCUCCUCCUCCUCCUCCUCCUCCCCCCCGCUGGCCACGGGCCUCUCCUCGCUGCUGCUGCCCCCCUCCACCCCGCCGCCCUUCCCCCCGCCCCCCGCCGCCGCCGCCGCCGGCGUCGCCGUGACGACGACCGAGGGGGGGUCGGCCCCGCCCACCGCCAGGACAGGCCCCGGCCCGUCCUCCUCGAGGAGCCGCAGGAAGUCGGCGCACACGGUGCUGCUGGAGGACGACAGCUCGGACGAGCCCCGCCCAGCUCCCCCAGGAGGAGGAGGUGGCGAGGAGGCCCUCAGGGUCCGCGGCAAGAAGCGCCGCCGCCUCUACCGCUCCGAGUCGGACCCCUCGGCCCCCCCGCCCGGCCCCCUCCAGCGGGUCGGAGGUCACCGCGCCGGCGACGCCCGGCGCCCCUUCGAGGCGCGGCCGUUCCCCGCCGGCACGCGCACCAUCGGCAGUUACCACGGCGCCGUGACCAACAGCGCGCUGCACCAGCAGCCCCCCCGCCCGGCCGGGGGCUCCUUCACCGUGCACCGCGACCCCGAGACCCACCUGGUGCGCCUGGCCCCCCGGCUGCCCCCGCCGCCGCCGCCGCAGCCGCACAGGGGCGUGUUCUCCUCCUCAGGCCCCGCCUCCUCCUCUUCCGCCGGCGCCGCCCUGCAGCACUCCUAUUCGCCGGCGCAGAGGGGCCGUCGGCGUGCCCACAGCUCGCCGGUGUACUCCCCCCUGGUGGUCGGGGGGGAGAGCUACAGCCUGGCCUCCCCCUCGCUCCGCCUGCAGGGGGAGGAGGGCGGGAGGGUCCCCUUCAACGGCUUCCACCUCGCCGCCGGUAAGAGACGUGGGCGUCCCAGGAAACACCCCCUCCUCCCCCGCCCCUCCCUGCCCUCCCCCUCCUCCUCCUCCUCCUCCUCCACCUCCUCCGCCUCCUCCUCCUCCAGCUCCUCCUCCUCCUCCUCCUCGGGCUCCUCGGACGAGGAGGGGGGGGAGGGGGGCGUGGCCGGGGCCCCGGAGCCCUGCGCGGCCCCCCGCUGCCGGCUGCCCCAGCGGGACCCCGUCCAGUGGAUCCAGUGCGACGUGUGCGACGGCUGGUUCCACCUGGACUGCCUGCCCGCCGCCCACCGCAAGAAGGUGCUGGCCGACCCCAACGCCGACUUCCACUGCGGCUGCCCCUGAGACUCCGCCUCCUUCCCCUGAGAUGGCCCCGCCCCCCUUAUUUAGCCCCGCCCGCCGCAACAAGGUCCUGGCCGACGCCAACGCUGACUUCCACAGUGGCUGCCCCUCAGACUCCGCCCCCCCACCCCCUUCCUUGAUUUGGCCCCGCCCCCCUUUGAUUAGCCCUGCACCCUGCUCGCCAAUGACUUCCACAAUGGCUGCCCCUGAGUUAGCCCCACCCCCUUCCCAGAGUUCGCCUCGCCCCCUUUAGUUAGUCUGCAACCAUGACGAUCAGUGUGCCUUGUCUCUGGGGACUGGUUUCGGAAGCGGUUCGGGCUCUUGGAGUGCCGGGUCGUACCGGUUUAAACCGCUUCAGAAGGGUUUGAACAGGACUUCUGUUUGAGGAUGAUUCUGAGGUUCUCAGGUCGAACCUGGUUUGGAGUGGUUUGAACCAGAUUCUUUCACACUGGUCCGGAUCCGGUUCAAUCUGGUUGAGAGUGAUUACGACGGGGUUGGUUGACACCGCUUCUGACUGGUCUGUUCAGUGCACCUGCGGUCUGUUUCCAAGCCGUCCAUUGAUUGGCCGAGAACAGUUCCUCUUGUUCGUAGGUAUCUUGUCAAAUCUUUAUUGAUUCAUGAACCGUGACAAUGGACAGUCUCUGAAAAAAACCUUCUACACAAUCCACUACCACUAAUACAAAGGUGUGUGUGUGUGUGUGUGUGUGUGUGUGUGUGUGUGUGUGUGUGUGUGUGUGUGUGUGUGUGUGUGUGUGUGUGUGUGUGUGUGUCCUUUACACAUCCUGCCUCAUUCAUAAUGUUCGAACUUUGCCAACAGGAAGCAGGUUAUGCUACGCUAGUGUUUAUGCUAAGCUAGUCUUCAUGCUACGCUAGCGUUCACGCUACGCCAGCGUUCACGCUACGCCAGCGUUCACGCUACGCCAGCGUUCACGCUACGCUAGCGGUCAGGCUAUGCUAGCAGUCAGGCUAUGCUAGUGUUCAUGCUAUGCUAGUGUUCAUGCUACACUCGGGCUCAUGCUACAAUAGUGUUCAUGCGACACUUGCAUUCAUGCUUCCCUCGUGGUCAUGGUAAGCUAGUGUUCCUGCUAGACCGCAUGCUAGUGUUAAUAGCUAUGCUAGUGUACGUAGCAUAGCCAUCAAGACAAGGUGGGGGGGGGGUGUAGCCCCGUCUGUACACAGACCCGUUGGCGUCAGGGUCAGCUCGGUCCCAGCAUCUCCUCUCUGGAGGUCCUGGUAGGACCAGCAGGACUCCAGUGAGGCCUCCCAGUGGACUCGGACUCAGAAGGCCUCCUCAAGCUUUCCGGAGGUCAUGGAUGGUCUGAGGCGAGGCGGCUCAUUGGCUGAGAGGGAGUGGAGGAGACGGGGGGUUGGGAUUGGUAGUGAUGAAGGAUUGAACCCGGUUCCUUCGGUCUGUAUGGACCACGUGCUGAGCUGUAAUGGAGCUGGACAGACCAUAACCCCCCCCCCCCCGGCUCAGAUGGCCUGAACCGAACCACAACCGCCCGGACUGUUAGAGCUGGAACCGGUCUGUUCUGGAUUACUCAGGACUGAGGCACCGUGGAUCUAUAGGAACGAGGAACCCACGCACGUAUUCAUGUGACCCAGACCGCCCACAAAGAGCUCAACGGAAAGUUUCAGAAUUUAACACUGAGUCCACCCAGGUUCUGCCUCAAUCACCAGCAAAAUGGCUGCCAUGGCGUCAUGGCAACCGUCGGGGCAAAGAGAUUAUUUAUCAGUUAGGAACGCAGCGUUGAGCGUUUCCAUGCCAACGGGGGAACGGACUCCGAGGAACCCGGUGGGUUCUCUGGAUCCGUCGGGUUCCAACGCUGGACUCCCUCCAGACACCAGGUUCUGAGGACACAUGGUCACCAUGACGACCGUCUAGGCGUUGUUCCGUUGCCAGGACAACCCGCCGAAGAUUUGGGUGAUGCCAACAGCAAUUUAUUUGCCAUUCGACAAGUAUAUAUUUUUCUAUUUUUUUUUUUUCUAGCGCUAUUAAUAUUAUUAUUAUUAUUAUUAACCAAAUCAAACCUUUUCUAAAUCCUUAUUUUUUUUCGGGAGAAAUAUUUUUAAUUCCGCCGCUUUUGAUAUACAAACCUAACGCACGCUGUACUUUACUGGGGGAUUGUGGGUAAUCUAGGUGAUGAUGUCAUCGGGGGAAGAGAUAUACUGACAGCUGACAGCACUGCAUUCAUGAACUACAAAUCAUAUCGGUUCUGUGACGUUUGUCUCCGGGAAAACACAGGUUUUUAGGACGGAAGUCGUGAGUUAUGAUGUAAAUAUUGUUGUUUCCGUCUCGAGUUGAUGAGGUCAUCGUGUUGAUGAGGUCAUCGUGUUGAUGAGGUCAUUGUGUUGAUGAGGUCACGUUUCAUCAGUUCAUCGGAUGUUUUGUUUUUAUUUGUUUUGUUCAGGGGAAGAGAAAAUAAUUGAAUCGUUCACCUCCGAUAACAGACGAUCUCGAAUCUGGAGUUGAAUUUCCGAAGUGUUUUCCCGAAAUGUCGCGUAUGUCAACGAAACACACUGAAAUGUAACCCUGUUCAAAUAAAGCCGUUCAGCAGUGA